AUGCCUCCCAGUAGCUGUCCAUUCACAUCAGAUCCGGGAGUUACUACACCUGUUGAUGUGAAUAGUCUUAAACCUGCAGCUAAGGAAGAGCAGUUGUGUCAAGACUUAGUUUCUCCCUGCUUGCAGAAACUAAUAGCUUAUCUUCGGCAACUAAGUAUAUGUUCAGAUAAUUGUAUUGACAUCAUCAAAAAUUGUGCCAAAGUGGAUCAGGUUAAAGAGACAUCUGCACAGCCAGCUCUGAGCCACUGUUGUACUCAUUUAUGUCCGAUCAACGAAUCCUUAAGGUGGGCUCUGCAACAGGAACCUAAGCAGGAUCACAACUGUCUUCAGCAGACGUCACCUCUGUGCAGCCUUCAGCAAGACAUUAGAAACCUGCAGCAUGGGAUGGCACUGCAUGGCAGCGAUAAUCAUCAUGAGGAACCCCAAAAUGAUUCUGGCUAUGGGUCAGGAAUACCUCCUGCUCAUCGCCAUUAUCAUCGUCCUUGUUUCAACAGUCAAAUUGAUUUGGAAAAGUUGGAGAAAAACUAUUCUGAAUUAUUACAAUGUGGUUUUUACUUUGGCUCAAUUGACAGCCAAACAUCCAAGGACCUUCUUCAAAAAACACCAACUGGUACGUUCUUAAUUAGGGAUAGCUCACAUUCAGGAUAUUUGUAUACUUUGAGUGUGAAGACUGAAAGAGGAGCGACUAGUGUGAGAAUCCUAUACCACAAAGGUCUUUUUCAAUUUGACAGUGAUGAACGAAUAAGGAACAAAUUGCCUCAGUUUGACAGCGUGUUAGGUCUUGUGGAUUUUCAUGUCAUGGUAACCAGCGAAGGUGGGAAUAAAUCCUGGCAGUGGGAAGAAAUGUCAGGACACAGGAGCAUGAAGGCAACGCUGACAAAACCUCUUAAAAGUUCAGUACCCUCCUUAGCUCAUUUGUCCAGAGUGAAGAUCAAUCAGUGUCUAAACAAUGCCUAUUUAUCACCAGUAGUUGACACGUUACCAUUGGUUUCAAAUAGAGAAAAGGAAUUUAUGAAAGAAUACCCCUACAGAAUAUGA
This is a messenger RNA of Candidula unifasciata, 1038 nucleotides long. NCBI's taxonomy places the organism in Eukaryota, Metazoa, Mollusca, Gastropoda, Stylommatophora, Geomitridae. The record is from the annotation of a GenBank genome assembly.